Messenger RNA from Daucus carota subsp. sativus, 598 nucleotides. RefSeq lists its product as uncharacterized. The transcript has 2 exons. Lineage: Eukaryota; Viridiplantae; Streptophyta; Magnoliopsida; Apiales; Apiaceae. The record is from RefSeq and is a predicted model, not a curated record. The coding region runs from base 97 to 387 and encodes 96 amino acids.
ACUAUCGUUUAAGUAUAUAUUCACAAAGAAGACUGGGUUAAACAGGAGAAGUAAAUCAAUUUCAUUUCAGCUAGCGAUAGAAGACCGAAGCUCGUGAUGGCCUUAAACAACGGACUCAGAUCUGCUUCCAAGCUCAUCUCAUCAACCCAAUCCUCAAUUCUCCCCAAAUCAGUGAAUAGAAGCUUCCAUGCAACAAGCGUAAAGAGAAUGGGAGGACAUGGACACGAUGAACCAUUCUACAUGCAUUCAAAGCACAUGUAUAACUUGGACAUGAUGAAACAUCAAGCAUUAAAGAUGAGUCUUGGCGUGUUCACUGCCUUCAGCAUUGGUGUUGGAGUGCCAAUCUAUGCUGUGAUCUUUCAGCAGAAGAAGACUGCCUCUGGUUAACUCAUCUUAUCAUUUUGGCUUCAGCUUUAAUAACAUACCAUUUUGAAUGCCUUGGAUGGAAAGUAGGAUUUAUAUAUUGAUUGAAUUUUCAGUAUUUGCUACUUUACUUGAAUGACUAGUGCUUUGUUUAUCUCUGCGAUCCAACUCAGAGAAGAAGUUCAUAUUGCUUUUGUUUUAAAAUAAUAUUUCUCGGCUGCUUGUGUUUUGAUUA